AUGGUGUCCGGGGACGAACUUGCGAACCUAAGAACUGGUUGCGGAAGUACCCCGUUACACAUUGCUGCUGAAGUGGGCAACACAGUGGCGGCGGACAUUAUGUGCCGUAAAAUGCCUCGAUUGCCCUACAUUCAAGAUUACAACGAGGAUUUUCCAGUGCAUACGGCCGCCAAAAACGAACAUGCGGCAAUAUUGCGGCUUUUGAUCGGUAUCACAACGGAGGAAGAACCAUAUCAAAAUAAGGGCGGCCUAAGACUUAUUUCGGACACGAUACAUGCUCAAUUUUUCGGCAUCGCGUUCAGUUUGGUUGAAAAGCACCCGUACUUGGCCACGUUGCAUGACCCCACUAUAGGGUCGGCUUUAUCGACAAUCGCGGGGAAGGAGUCCAUGCCCCUUGUGUAUUUAGGUGAUGGGGUAAUUGCUUACAACGAGGAGUCGCAUUCUUACCUUCAAAAUAAAGCUCGACUUCUUGUUGCACUCUUGUGCAAAAAUAUGGAAUCGAUGGAAUUCAACGAAGCUAUACAUAUUGCCCACCAUGCUGUAAUAUGUGCAACCAAAAUAGGGAAUCACGAGAUUGUGGAAAUGAUAAUCGAGGCAUUCCCCAAUGCUAUUUAUUCAUCGUACAUGGAAUCUUCCCCCAGAUCCAUAUUUCACCUGGCGGUUCUAAACCGUUGUGAGGAGGUCUUCAAAUUGUUGUAUCACAUGAAUGGCCAUAAGUUUGUAUAUUCGGACGUGGUGGAUAAUAGCGGGAACAACCUCUUGCACAUGGCAGCAAAAUUGGCACCAUCUCACAAACUCAAUCAAAUUUCAGGUGCAGCUCUCAAAAUGCAGAGGGAGAUACAGUGGUACCUGCUAGUUGAAAAACUCGUUGCUCGAAGUUCCAAAAUUCAAAUUAACAACAAAGGAAAAACUCCCAAGAUGGUUUUCACCGAGGAGCACAAGAAUUUGGAAGAAGAAGGUGCGAAAUGGAUGAAGGAGACGUCUCAAAAUUGUACGGUAGUAGCAUCCUUGAUUGCUACUUUCAUGUUCUCGUGUGCUUUCAUGGUACCGGGUGGCAACGAUGGGAAUACUGGCUUGCCUAUUUUCUACAGGCAAAGAAUGUUCUUUGGUGUCCGCAGCUUCCGGAGGUUGGCCCCGGUCUCCGGCAUCUCACCCACCACCUCCAUUGAGACUCUGAAAAUUCUCGAUGUGAAUAAGCAUUUCAUCAGCUUCCGUGCUUCCGUGUCCUCGACAACCAUCGAUUGA
This is a messenger RNA of Erythranthe guttata (spotted monkey flower), 1245 nucleotides long. RefSeq lists its product as uncharacterized. The record is from RefSeq and is a predicted model, not a curated record. Gene Ontology annotation, cellular component: membrane. Lineage: Eukaryota; Viridiplantae; Streptophyta; Magnoliopsida; Lamiales; Phrymaceae.